GUGCUCAGUCAAUCUUUGAAUCUGCUUGGGCAAGUUUGCGCGUCAGGUGGUUAAUACAGCAUGGCUCCUAAACCUCCUCCAGGCACAUCUGCUAGAGCGUGGGACGCAGUGACGCCCCCACUGUCGGAAUGGGUGCUCGAUGCCGUCUCCUCCAUGGGCUUCACGCGCAUGACCCCCGUCCAGGCCUCAGCCAUUCCUCUGUUUAUGGCGCAUAAAGAUGUUGUGGUGGAGGCAGUCACUGGCAGUGGAAAGACCUUAUCAUUUUUGAUACCGGUUGUCGAAAAACUUCUGCGCUUGGAAGAGCCUCUUAAGAAACACCAUGUCGGAGCAAUCAUUAUUUCUCCCACCCGAGAACUUGCCACUCAGAUUUACAAUGUCCUGACCUCGUUGCUGGCCUUCCACCCUCCGUCUGCCGCCGUGCUCAAUCCCGCCGAAGACGCCGAUGCGCCUCCUCCCAAACACCUCUCCUCCGCCCUCAAGGUCGUCCCACAGCUUCUGCUUGGUGGUUCAACAACACCUGCGGAGGACUUGAGCACGUUCUUGAAGCGGUCCCCGAAUGUAUUGGUUUCGACCCCUGGGCGGUUGCUGGAGCUCCUCUCUUCACCCCACGUACAUUGCCCUCAGUCCUCAUUCGAGAUGCUCGUCAUGGACGAGGCCGACAGACUCUUGGAUUUGGGAUUCAAGGACACACUCCAGAACAUCCUGCGCCGACUACCCAAGCAACGACGUACCGGCUUGUUUAGUGCCAGUAUCAGUGAAGCUGUCGACCAGAUUGUCCGAGUUGGUCUGCGCAACCCGGUCAAGGUCAUGGUCAAAGUGAAGGGCACCUCGGGAGCCCAGGACAAACGCACACCAGCCAGCUUACAAAUGACCUAUCUCACUACCCCGCCCGCGCACAAAUUCGCCGUACUCCCCGCUCUCCUCCGCUCGGUCGAACCCACCCCUCAGAAAACCAUCUUCUUCGUCUCCACCUGUUCCGGAGUCGAUUAUCUCGCUGGCAUCCUACCAUUGAUCCUCGGUGAUGACUUUCAACUGAUCCCCCUCCAUGGGAAACAUCAAGCCAAUGUCCGCGAAAAGAACUUCAACCGCUUCCUCAACUGCCACACGCCCGCCAUCCUUCUGACCACCGACGUUGCAUCCCGAGGACUGGACAUCCCCUCCGUCGACCUUGUCGUUCAGAUCGACCCUCCCUCCGACCCGAAAACCUUCAUCCACCGCUGUGGUCGUGCAGGACGCGCCGGUCGUAAGGGUCUGAGCGUGGUCCUGCUCCACCCCGGCCGCGAAGAAGACUAUGUCUCCUUCCUUGAUGUCCGCAAAACGCCUGUCGUUCCGUACCCGAAGCCUCUCGCCGUCUCCGAUGCCGACGCUGCUGCAGCCACCAAGCGGGCCCGCAAAGCCGUGCUAGCAGACCGGGCCCUCCAUGACCGGGGCCAAAAAGCCUUCGUCAGCUGGCUCCGAAGCUACAGCAAGCACCAAGCCAGCAGUAUCUUCCGUGUGGCCGACGUCGAAUGGGAGGCGCUCGGUAAGGCGUGGGCCUUGCUGAAGCUGCCCAAGAUGCCCGAGCUGCGGUCCUUCACCGGCGAUCGGACGCUGGGCGUCACACUGGACUGGGACAACUUCACUUACAAGGAUAAGCAGCGGGAGAAGCGCCGCAAGGAAGAAAUUCAGGAGCGAGCUGAGCAGCUCGCUGCCAACGAAGGGGAUGGAUCCUCCAACAAACGCCCGGCCACCGACAGCGCCGCCUGGAGCAAGAACCUCGAAACGCGGAACAAGAAGCAGAAGCGUAGAGAAGUGAAGCAGGCGCGGGCGCACCAUAAGCAGUGGGAGAAGAUGACCAAGGAAGAGCGACAGAAGGCUCGGGAGACCGAGCAGAUGGUAGAGCAGCUCCGUCUGAAGAACGAAGAGGAACGCCAGCUGCGGCGCGCAGCCAAGGCAGCCGAGGGCAAGGGUCAUGCGACUGCGGAGGACGAGGAGUUUGAGGGGUUUGAUUGAGCUGCUAUCUAUCAUACAGUGUGUUUUUUUUUCUCCCGUCAUAAAUUCUGAUACCAUGUCUUCUACCACCACUAUAGAUCUG
Aspergillus saccharolyticus JOP 1030-1 is the source of this 2074-nucleotide messenger RNA. RefSeq names its product ATP-dependent RNA helicase SPB4 (gene spb4). Bases 61 to 1992 code for a protein of 643 amino acids. Lineage: Eukaryota; Fungi; Ascomycota; Eurotiomycetes; Eurotiales; Aspergillaceae. The transcript is spliced from 3 exons. Gene Ontology annotation, cellular component: nucleolus. The record is from RefSeq and is a predicted model, not a curated record. Gene Ontology annotation, molecular function: nucleic acid binding; ATP binding; RNA helicase activity.